AAAGCGUUAACGAAAACAGAAAGCAGAUUUCCGUUUAAGAAGUUUUGUUCCUGAUGGGGGAUUCAAAAUUGUUUGACGAAAGGGGAUUGUUUUAAGUGUACCAUGGAGAAUACUACAGGAAAAAUUGGUUCAGGGGAGAGCCGGUCUACCAAUAUGCAAAUUUCUUCUAGUCUUUCCUAUCCCAGUAAUGUUCCUAUGUGCUACCCUCCUCAACCAUCACUUAGUUCGCCGUUAGCAGAGGGAAAUCAUGGAACACAACCUACAGCAAACUACCUAGUUCCUCCAUCUAUGGCAUCACCUUCUAGUUGCCUAACUACACAGCAAAUGUAUUCAAAUUACCCCAGCCCAUAUUACCGUUCUAUGCUUGCUGGAUCCCAGCAAAGUAGCAUGAGUAGCUAUUAUGGCACCAUUUUACCUCCUUCACAUCAUUCCUCUGCAUUCUAUGGGACUUUUUACAACCCUAAUUCACCAUCAGUGUAUCCCAGUGGCCAGCCUCCAAUAAAUCCAAUAAACUACUAUUCACCAUCACUCUACAUGCAGAAUCAUGAAACGAUGUGGCCAAACAGUAACUCAAGUUCCCAGCCUGCCCCAUCAAAAAGGACAUAUCCAUAUGACAGCAGCAAUGUUAGCCAACUUCCUUCCUGUAGUAAGGUCUCCUCAUCAGUUAUACCAGCAAGUUCCUUAGCUGAAACAAGACUUGUUCUUCAAGAGGAAACACCAACCCAUUCCUUAGUACAGCUUGAGAUUCCGUCGAGCUCAUCGAUGUUAUCAUCUUUACCAGCGUGUUCCUCGUCGGCUGUAGAGUCUGCUGCCAAAGAAACUGAUUUUAUAUGUAGAGGCCUAGAGCGAACUGCCUCGAAGUGCGGCACACCUGAAUCACCCGAAGACGAUGAAAGCUCUGUAACCGAUAAAGAAUCACUUGAAGAAUCUGAAGAUGAAUUGAAUCAGGAUGAAGAAUCUUCGUCAAGCUACUCGUCCUCUUAUACUGAGUCAUAUACAAGUGAAGAUUUAAUUCCGAUUGACGAUGAAGAUAUCCUGGAAAAUGUGCCGGAAAAUAUUCUGAAUGACACUUCGUUUGGGGAUAUUGACCGCGCAAAAGAUUUAGUCGAUGAAGAUCUCCAGUGCCUACUGUGUAACAAUUUCGAUCAUCUUAUUCCUAGACUUGACAUCGCCAUUAAGUUGGAACCUGUAGUCGGUGAACCCAUUUCCAAAUCUUCUGUUUUACUAUGUACCCAGUGUGAUCUCAUGCUCGAACGUUAUUUAUCGUUAGAAAAAGAGGUCCACUCCCUACAAGCACAAAUUCAGUCCAUGUACCAGAACAACAAACAUCCUGACAAACAGGAUGAAGCCCAGUACUGCGCUUUGCCGUCUGCAGAAACUGAUCAAGAUAUGUGUAUCAAUGAAACUUACACGACUUCGCAGCUGCAAAAUCCGUUGUCUACAGCGGACGUAGGUCAUCAAUCAACUCCUGAAGAAUUUGAAUCAGCACGCCAACUCGAUGUAAUGGAUGCCGUUAUCAGCAAAGAAACAGAUCAAAUCAACGAAGUACUGGAGCACGCAACAGAUGCAGAGGUCCUCAAGCCUCAUGGCUGUCAUGAGUGUGGGAAAUUUUACUCGGACAUCAGAGGUUUGCAGCGCCACAGGAAAACACAUAGGAUUGAAGAAUCGAAUGACAAUCAUUUGCCAGGCCAGGGGACUAGGCAUGAGGAUACGAUUCCAUUACAGUGCCAACAGUGUCCUCGACAAUUCCAGCGCCGCUCCCAUUACCUCUAUCAUGUCAAAAUACACCAUGGACCACGUGAAUUUAAGUGCCAAAUUUGCGACAAAGCCUUCGCCAGUCGAGGAGCAUUGACUACCCAUGGACGUAUCCACUCUGGAGAAAAGCCGUACGAAUGCGAAACAUGUGGUCGGAGAUUUAAUGUUAACAGCAACUUACUUGCGCACGUGCCGAAGUGUACUGGUGUGUUACCCUUCAAAUGUGAUCACUGCGAUAAAGCUUUUGCGACAAGGUCGUUGUAUAAAACCCACGUAAAGGCUCAUCAAGGAGAAUUUGCCAUGAAGUGCAGUGAUUGUGGCAUGGGGUUCUCUAAAAGGAGUCACCUUGUAGCGCAUCAGCGGACCCAUACGAAAGAAAAGCCUUACCAAUGUCCAGUUUGCGGAAAAGCAUUUUCAAGCAUCGGGAAUUGCAACAGCCAUGCAAAAACUCACGCAGACGAGCGGAAAUUCGUUUGUGAAAUGUGCGGGAAAAAAUUUGCAAGGCGACAAGCACUUGAAAUGCACCUCAACAGGCAUACGGGAGUGAAACCCUUCAAAUGUGACGAAUGCAGUAGAUCUUUCCAUGACGCCAGCAACCUAAUAAACCAUAAAAAAACACAUCGGCCAAAUAGCUGA
Messenger RNA from Daphnia carinata, 2391 nucleotides. RefSeq names its product zinc finger protein 383-like. Gene Ontology annotation, biological process: regulation of transcription by RNA polymerase II. The transcript is spliced from 6 exons. Gene Ontology annotation, molecular function: DNA-binding transcription factor activity, RNA polymerase II-specific; RNA polymerase II cis-regulatory region sequence-specific DNA binding. The coding region runs from base 103 to 2391 and encodes 762 amino acids. Lineage: Eukaryota; Metazoa; Arthropoda; Branchiopoda; Diplostraca; Daphniidae. The record is from RefSeq and is a predicted model, not a curated record.